AUGGCUGACAGUUUGUGCCUGAGGGCAGAGACUUAUCAGAAUGAGUGGUCGACCCCGCUGAACAGCGGCGGAAAUGUCUUUUCCUGUUGUGUUGCGGUAAUUUUACUGGUUUAUGUGGUUAUCACGAGGAAGAAAAAAGUGUCAGCGAUGCAUUUCAAUUUCAAGGUAAGGACGGGGGACGGAAAAACUUCCGGAAAGCGGCCCACUCUCAAAAAAGAAAAUUUUUCCGCACUAGCAGCUUGCGCCCUGGUUUCCCUGCAGACUGCGAACAAAAUAGGAAACAGCCUAAGCCUGAGGCUAAGCCUAACCUGCCUAAGCCUGAGGCGCAGCCUAAGCCUGAUAUUCCUUGCAACCUGAAUUGUUCGGGCGCAAGCUGCGAAGGCGAUUUUCGAGAAUGGGCCGCUUUGCGGAAGUUAUACCCGGGGGACUUGUUUUUUGAUGCAAAAAAUGGGGUGAGCAGUGGGGAAUUACUAUUGGCAUUUUCACAAAGUGCCUGGACAUUUUUUCACAGUGCAAAACCAAAAAAAGGCGAGUGCACGGUGCAAAAACUCGCAAAUUUUCGUGCACGCUGCGGACCGCGACAAAUGUCCAGGCACUUUGUGAAAAUGCUAUUUAAUAAACUUUGCAUUUCAUAUUUACAAAUUUUUGGCGUUUGCUCUGCGCAGGAAAGGAGCAAUUUUGUUUUCUCACAGUGCACGAAAUCAUCCAGCGGCUUUUUGAAUAGAGUGGUACUAGUCGCGCCAUAAAGUCCUGACACAUUUGUCAAACAUUGGAGUGAGCUCGCGCAACAGUGCGUGUCGCUAGUGCAAAGACGGGCAAUGGCCGCGACGGGCCCGAAGGGAAAACAAAAACGCACUGUGCAAAUGUGUCAGGACUUUAUGGCGCAACUAGUACUAGUCGCGGAAAAAAGUCCUUGGAAUUUUUCGGGGCACCCAAAUCUCGUCGCACCCCGAAAUGUUGAUUUGUCGCGGGAAUGGCGCGCGACAAUAAGGCAAAAACAAGAAAAUUGCACUGUGCAAAAGCACUUUUCGGGUUCAUGCACAGUGCGGAGUCCCAGAAAAUUCCAAGGACUUUUUGCCGCGACUUGUAUCAGCCUGUCGGGAAAAUAAUAAGCAAAAUGUCGCUUCGCCGAUCGCAUUGCUGAAGCGAAAAGCAAUUUGAUUUUGCCGCGACGAAAUUCAUCUUCUAAACGGCGGUGCGAUUUUCGAUGCGACAGAGAGCUCAUUAUUUUCCCGACAGACUGAUAAUGCCAUUUGAUAUUUGACCAGCAAAACUUUUUCAGUCUUGACUCUAUAAAUUUCAUUAAAAAAAUUUUUGAAUCGACUGCUGAAAUAUAUAUGUAUUUUUGAAAUCGUUGGUUUGCAAUUCGCAACACCGCCGAGAUAUUACGCGGUUUUUUAUGACUGUAGUGCCAAUAUUUUUUAUUAUUUUUUUACUCAUCACCGUGAGCUUUGUCACGAUGAAGAUUUUUUAUCGAAACAUUUCGAAAUUUUGAAGACCCUGUUUUUUGUAUGUGUAUGCUCCAAAAAGUUUGUUUUUUACAACUCAUCAAAAGUUUACCCUCCAAAACAAUUGUUAUUCGCAUUCCGUGCCCGUUCCAGAUAAUAGUCUACAAUAUUUGGUGGAUUGUCUUCUUCUACCUCACUUCUACAAUCAUUGCGUAUUGCUAUGACCUGUAUCUUCAACAUACCUCAAGCCCAUGCCAAAACACUUACAUUGUUUGGCAGUGUCUGGCAUUUCGCUGGCCAAUCGCGUUGGGGAGUUGUUCCAUGAACUUUUUUCAUUUCGCUGUUUUCUUUGAGCGAACCGCGGCCACCAGACUCUUCAGGCAAUACGAAAUGGGGUGCAAGUUGUUGGGAGUCAUCGUUCUGAUCGUUACGGUAGGCUCAAAGGCUGUUUUUUAUGCAUGGCUCGGGACUUGUAUUUACAGUCCCGAGCCUGUACAGAAAACUAAAAUUGUAGGUCUUAUACGGCCAUUAUCAACCAAAAAAUGAUUCUUCUUGCUCGGCGGAGAGUUUUGUCAUCAUAAUUUUUUAAAUGGCUUAAUUUUUUCUCCGCCGAACGGCCGUUUUUUCAUCUGCCAGUCGGCCGAAGAGAUAAUAAGCCGUAUUUAGGCUCCAUGCCACCAAGCAUACCAUAUCUUUCGGCUUUAGUCAGUUUUGACCCUCUAAAGUCGAAGACAAAUCGUCCGCCAAGGUUAAAGAAUGUCUCCGCCAAAUUAUAAAAAUUUGAGACAAAUCUCAUUUUAUAUCUUCUGCAUUUUUCCGUCCAUUUUCUUUACACUUACAAAAAUUUACAGCUUCAUUUGUGAAAAAAAGACACUCCGCCGAAUUCAAGGCGGAUUACGGAAGUCUCCGCCGAUAAAAGAAACAAAAAGUUUUUUUUUUUGACUCUAGAAACUCCAAGGUUUUUCUGCAAAAUGCAAAAAAAAAUUGGAUUGGACCGCCGAGCACAAAGUUACAGUGAGGGACCUGAUCCAGUGGCAAAAAACGUGCCAUUUUGCAUCCGGGAAGCAUAAAAAAUGUGGCAAAAUGCUUCCUUCUCCAAGUGAAAAAAACGUCGUUUUGAAGGUCGCGCCCUUUCCCUCACGGAAAGAGCGGGCGCGCUUUUGAAAUCCGAGUUUUUUCACUUGGAGAUGGAGGCAUCUUGCCACAUUUUUGAUACUUCCCGGAUGCAAAACGCUACGUUUUUUUGCCACUGGAUCAGGUCCCCCACUGUAUUAAUGAGUAGUUUUUUUUUCUAUAAUUCUUGAAACUCCUGUAUUUUUAUAUCCACUUGGGGUACUUCCCCUGUCAGUAAAUCAGGGGUUCCGCUACUUUUUCCAUUUUUCAGUGGCUCACCGUCCUCACAAUCUUCUUCUACGUCUACCGACAGGACGACUACUCUGCAGUCUUGCCUGUCUGCUCCGUAACGCAAGCAGUGAACGAGCGGCGAAUCCAAAACAUGGCGUAUUUUAUGUUGACGGUCAAUUUGUUGGUCGCGGCUGGCGAAAUUUAUUUGUGGAAAGUGAAUCGGUGCAAGGUGAAGACACGGUAAUUUCUCGCGCUUGAAAAUCCAUUAGUCUGUCGGGAAAAUAAUUUAUUUUAAUAUGUAGCAAAUUUCUUCAAAAUCUGAACAUUGCGCCUCAGGCAAUUUUCCUGAAACUCCACGAUCAGUUUGUCGGGAAAAUAAUGAGCACUCUGUCGCAGCGAAAAUCGCAUCGCCGCCGAGAAAACGAAUUGUGUCGCGACAAAAUCAAAUUGCUUUUCAUUUUAGCGAUGCGAUUUACACAUUGACAUUGGGCUCAUUAUUUUCCCGACAACUGAAACUAGAUAAUUCGAAGGAUGAUUUCUCUCUAUUCUAGGAUCAACAAUCAUUAUUCCCUCGCAAUUUCCUAUCAAAAAACGGAGAAUUAUUUGACCAGCGUUCUGGUCCUGCCCAUCUCCAUAACCCACUCCAUUCUCUACAUGUCCUACUUGACCACCGCGCAAGUUAUCCGGUAUUUUGUUAGUGCGGAAGAAACCCCCGUCCUUCAUGUUACCCUGCUUACGUUGGCGCAUCAAGUAAGGCGUAAAAAAAGUAUUCUUUAGGAGUAAAAAACGGUUUUUUGACGCCCAAACUUCCAGAUCAUUUACAUCGACAUUGUGGUUUGCUUACUGCUCUACAUAUACAUCUCAAGGCGCGUGGAAGAGGAGAGAAAAGUGAGGGAGAUCAGGAUGAAGCAUGGCUUUCGAACCGAGAUGUAUUUUGAUAUGUUGCGGCGGCAGUUGCAAUGA
Messenger RNA from Bursaphelenchus xylophilus (pine wood nematode), 3755 nucleotides. NCBI's taxonomy places the organism in Eukaryota, Metazoa, Nematoda, Chromadorea, Rhabditida, Aphelenchoididae. The record is from the annotation of a GenBank genome assembly.